Messenger RNA from Manduca sexta (tobacco hornworm), 942 nucleotides. RefSeq names its product trypsin, alkaline C-like. Gene Ontology annotation, biological process: proteolysis. Bases 7 to 942 code for a protein of 311 amino acids. Gene Ontology annotation, molecular function: serine-type endopeptidase activity. The transcript is spliced from 5 exons. Lineage: Eukaryota; Metazoa; Arthropoda; Insecta; Lepidoptera; Sphingidae. The record is from RefSeq and is a predicted model, not a curated record.
CCAACCAUGCAUCUCUUCCUCGCUUUACUAGCUCUGGGCAUCGCAGCCGUAACGGCUGUCCCAGCAAACCCUCAGAGGAUCGUGGGUGGUUCUAUUACCACUAUUGAGCAGUAUCCGAACAUUGUUGCUCUGCUGUUCUCCUGGAAUGGAAUCAGUUUCUUCCAAGAGUGCGGUGGUACCAUUCUCAAUAGCCGAAAUGUCCUCACUGCCGCUCACUGCAUCUACUACGAGACAGUCAAUACGUGUCGUGUUCGAUCUGGUUCAACUUUUGCGAACAGCGGCGGUGUUGUUCACAACGUAAACAGCUUCCUGAUCCACCCUAAUUACAACCCAAGAACCCGCGAUUACGACAUCGCCAUUAUGCGCACCGCCACCACAAUUGCCUUCAACAACGCUGCACAACCCGCCAAAAUUGCUGGCCCCAACUACAUGGUCGGGGACAACCAAGUCGUCUGGGCCGCCGGAUGGGGUGCCAUUUGGUACGAAGGCCCUGGAUCAGAACAGCUGCGCCACGUCCAGGUCUGGACUGUGAAUCAGGCCACGUGCAGGUCUCGCUUCGCCGCUAUUGACCGCAUCAUCACCGACAACAUGUUGUGCUCCGGUUGGCUCGACGUCGGUGGUCGCGAUCAGUGCUAUGGUGAUUCCGGCAGUCCUCUCUUCCACAACGGUGUCGUCGUUGGAGUGUGCUCCUGGGGUCACGAAUGCGCUUUGCCUCGCUUCCCUGGUGUCAACGUCCGUGUCUCACGCUUUGCUAACUGGAUCAGCAUCAUCAUCAUCAUCAUCAUCAUCAGCAUCCGCGUACUCGCGAUUGAAACAGAGGCGUCCUCGGAUAUUUCCAACGAUUUUAGAGGAAGGAAUGUAGUAUUCCAUUCCCAGUCUGAUCUCGUGAGCAUGCGCAGAAAGAUCAUUGGCCCCAAAGCAGUGUUGCCGCCAAGUGAUUGA